AUGGCCAAGGAUAGCCUAGAGUGCCUAGGGACACGAUACUACUGCCAAAGUUGUCAGAGACAAAGGAAGCAGCCCCCAUUGAUCAAAGAUUUGAAUGCGUUCCAGGGUCCUCACCAUUUGAAGCAUGAACUGGAGGAGAUCGUAGGUGAUGGUAACCCACAGGAUGAUGCCGUUGUCUUGUACAUUGUCAUGGUUCACAGAUACAAGAUAGAUAGUGUUUUCCAGACAGCCCACGAGAUCAAAUCCAUGCUGCAAUCACAACCCAAUGCAGUGGAAACAUCACUUGUGGGUCUCCUUGUGGAAUGUGAGGAAGAAUUCGAAUGGAGUCGUGUACAACAACAUGCCCUGGGGAGCUCCCUCUUCAAAUGGGUCCUCCAUAUCGCCUCCAGGAAUAUCCCACCUGCCCUUCUUGGCACAUCAGUGGCAACGUUCGUUAUGGAGUCAUUUGAUCGUGGGGACCCUGCCCAAGCAAGACUGAUAGCAUUUAAGGGCUCCUUCCAGACUGCCUACCUGGUUUUGAUCCAUGCUCUUGUGGGAAAGGGGAGUGGAUGUGGGAGCGGUGGCAUAGAAUUCCUGGGAGCCCGACUGAAUUCCGGCAGUUCACAUGCUCAGACAUUGUUUGCAAAGCCUGCAGGCGAAAAGCAAGGCUUAUCCUCCACUCAGAUACGACUUCAUCCAUUUUUCUCUACCCGGAAGCUGCUCCAGCUCCCCAACGACCCAACUGGAUCCAAGAUCAUUUUGAAAUGCAAGUUCCAUUUGCAUUUCCAUCGGGAAAAGUCCAGGAAAGAGGCAGCAAUCUGA
Messenger RNA from Cantharellus anzutake, 801 nucleotides. RefSeq lists its product as uncharacterized. The transcript is spliced from 5 exons. NCBI's taxonomy places the organism in Eukaryota, Fungi, Basidiomycota, Agaricomycetes, Cantharellales, Hydnaceae. The record is from RefSeq and is a predicted model, not a curated record. The coding region runs from base 1 to 801 and encodes 266 amino acids.